GGGAAAUAGAAAAAGAGAAAGAGAGAGAAGGCAGAAAAAAAACGAGCCAAUGUACUCAGCGAUUCGCUCGCUUCCGCUCGAUGGAAGUGUUGGUAGGCAUGGGGCGAACCAUGGAGCUCUCGAUGGAACUAACCUUCCCGGCGACGCGUGCUUGGUCUUGACGACGGACCCGAAGCCCCGCCUCCGUUGGACAGCGGAGCUCCAUGAGCGGUUCGUCGACGCCGUCACCCAGCUCGGUGGACCCGACAAAGCAACACCCAAAACUAUUAUGAGAACGAUGGGGGUGAAGGGCCUUACACUCUACCACCUGAAAUCACAUCUUCAGAAAUACCGCCUAGGGAGGCAAGUAUGCAAGGAAUCAAAUGAGAAUUCUAAGGAUGCUUCUUGUGUUGGGGAGAGUCAGGACACGGGCUCGUCUUCAACAUCAUCAUUGAGAAUGGCGGUGCAGGAACAGAACGAGGGUUACCAGGUCACUGAAGCUUUGCGUGCACAGAUGGAAGUCCAGAGAAGACUACAUGAGCAAUUAGAGGUGCAAAGGCGACUCCAGCUGAGAAUAGAGGCACAAGGGAAGUAUCUCCAGACGAUUCUCGAGAAGGCUUGCAAGGCUUUAGACGAGCAAGCGGCUGCAUUUGCCGGGCUAGAGGCUGCAAGAGAAGAGCUUUCGGAAUUAGCCAUCAAGGUCUCAAAUGGGUUUCAAGGAACAGCAGUUUCGUCGGACACAACUAAGAUGAUGAUGCCAUCCUUGUCUGAACUGGCAGAAGCCAUCGAGCACCAGACCACCGCCACAAACAACAACAACUGUUCAGUCGAGAGCUCUCUGGCUUCCUCCACUAAUGCGGGAAGCCCGGUUUCUGCUGCAAUGGCGAAGAAGAGACACCGAGGAGGUGUGUUUGGCAACGCUGAUAGCGUCGUUCUGGCUGAAGGGACAAUGAGGCAGGGAGGAACAGAGUGGGUGAUGCCUGGUAGCACCAUUGGAUAAGUUAGGAAGAAUUCUGGGAAAGUAGAAAUGAGAUUAACUUGUUUGUUUUUAUCAUCCUUUUUUUUUAAUUUAACUGUUUUUAACAACCAACAUCGUCAUCAAAAUGCUGUCUUUAGUCAUUCGUGUAUAUAUCGGUGAAGAUUUAUUUCUUUAUUUUUAUCGGUCGGAAUCAUUUCGCCUUA
This is a messenger RNA of Tarenaya hassleriana, 1161 nucleotides long. Its product is annotated as protein PHR1-LIKE 3-like. The transcript has 6 exons. The coding region runs from base 50 to 979 and encodes 309 amino acids. The record is from RefSeq and is a predicted model, not a curated record. Lineage: Eukaryota; Viridiplantae; Streptophyta; Magnoliopsida; Brassicales; Cleomaceae. Gene Ontology annotation, molecular function: DNA binding; DNA-binding transcription factor activity.